AUGAAACUCUUUGAUGGGCCUGUGAAAAUCAAUCCAAUGCCAGUUUUACCGAUUGCAACAUCACAAGAACCGAAUAUAAGAGCAAAUGCAACGCAUCCAUGUAUAAAUAAGAGGCUCCAAGCAACAUGCAACCUACUUACCUGGACGGGGUCAAUGGGCGAUCAAGAAGGUCCAUGGCCUAGGUCAGUGACAUCCAUUGCACUGAGGAUGGGUGCUGGCCUAAGGUCUCCCCAAGUUGGGAGAGUCUACGUCAAAAUUUGUGAUAGAGGGGGCUGCGCAAGCCGCGGCCCCUGUCCAACAGCAGUUGAAAAGUUAUAUUUGAUGCGGCACAAGGAAGCGUAA
Dovyalis caffra is the source of this 342-nucleotide messenger RNA. The record is from the annotation of a GenBank genome assembly. Lineage: Eukaryota; Viridiplantae; Streptophyta; Magnoliopsida; Malpighiales; Salicaceae.